AUGUCUGACGAAGAAGAAGUGUACACUGAUUCCGAAGAGGAAACGCAACCGGAGCCUGAAAAAAGCAAAGAUGCAGAUGGAGAUCCUGAAUUCGUUAAGAGGCAAGAAUUAAAAUCUUCAGCCUUAGACGAACAACUCAAAGAGUACAUUCAAGAAUGGCGCAAACAGCGGUCAAAGGAAGAAGACGAUUUAAAGAAGUUGAAGGAAAAACAAGCCAAGCGCAAGGUUAUGCGAGCGGAAGAAGAGAAGAGAAUGGCCGAAAGAAAGAAGCAAGAAGAAGAACGCAGACAGAGAGAAGUCGAGGAAAAGAAACAGAAAGACAUCGAAGAAAAACGUAAACGCCUGGAAGAGGCCGAGAAAAAACGGCAAGCUAUGAUGGCUGCUCUUAAGGAACAAACCAAUAAAUCCAAAGGACCUAACUUCACCAUCAGCAAAAAAGAAGGCGCAUUGAGUAUGACAUCUGCCCAACUUGAACGCAACAAAACCAGAGAACAGAUCGAAGAAGAAAAGAAAAUAUCGUUGAGCUUCAGAAUUAAACCGUUGACCAUCGAAGGAUUCUCCGUACAAAAACUCCAAUUCAAAGCUACUGAACUUUGGGACCAGAUCAUUAAGCUGGAAACAGAAAAGUACGAUUUGGAGGAAAGGCAAAAGAGACAAGAUUACGACUUGAAAGAGUUGAAAGAACGUCAGAAGCAACAACUCCGCCACAAGGCUCUGAAGAAGGGUCUCGACCCCGAAGCCCUAACCGGCAAAUACCCACCCAAGAUCCAAGUCGCUUCCAAGUACGAGAGGCGAGUGGACACGAGGUCUUAUGAUGACAAAAAGAAGCUGUUCGAAGGAGGUUUAAUGGAAACCAGUAAAGAAUCGAUGGAAAAACAAUGGACAGAAAAAAGUGACCAAUUUGGUGGCCGCGCUAAAGGACGGUUACCGAAAUGGUUCGGCGAACGUCCAGGCAAGAAGAAGGAUGACCCAGACACACCCGAAGAGGAAGAGCUCAAGAAAAACGAGGAAGACGAAGAACCGUUUGGCCUUGACGACGAAGAAGCAGAAGAAGAAGUCGAAGAGGAAGAAGAGGAGGAAGAAGAAGAGGAAGAAGAAGAAGAGGAGGAGGAAGAAGAAGAGGAAGAGGAAGAAGAGGAAGAAGAGGAAGAAUAAUAAUUAUAAUUCCGCUAUUAAAAAAUAUCUUAAGACCAAUUUCAAAAAAAAAAAAAAUCACAAAUGAAAUGAAUUUAACUUAUAUACUUCUGCCUCAAUGUAAAAAAAAAAAAAUAUAUUAAAUGAAUAAUUGUACUAUUUAAACACUGUUUGUUUGUACAGGACAAAAGAUUAACAAUAAACAUUUGAGGAUGAAGUUUAUAGAUUAUUAGGUAUUUAAGUAUAAUAUAUAGGAAUUUAUUUAUAUGAACGACAAUCGAUAAUAUUAUUGGCGCGGACGGGACAUAGUAUUAUUGUCAAUCCCGUUGUUGUCCUUAAUAUAAUUUAUUGAAAAAAAAACUUGUGAAUUUAAA
Messenger RNA from Melanaphis sacchari, 1508 nucleotides. RefSeq names its product troponin T (gene TpnT). The transcript has 11 exons. The coding region runs from base 1 to 1155 and encodes 384 amino acids. The record is from RefSeq and is a predicted model, not a curated record. Gene Ontology annotation, molecular function: tropomyosin binding. Gene Ontology annotation, cellular component: troponin complex. Gene Ontology annotation, biological process: sarcomere organization; muscle contraction; regulation of muscle contraction. NCBI's taxonomy places the organism in Eukaryota, Metazoa, Arthropoda, Insecta, Hemiptera, Aphididae.